AUGCCUGCCAGAGGACGCGCCGAAGGGGGGGGGCCUGCCGAGGACACCCUGGAGGAGCUGCCGUCCCCGGGGGGCGCCCGAAGGGGCUGGCCCCCGGGGCCGCCGAAAGAGCUGCUCCGAGGACACCUGGGGGGGACUGCCGGUCCAAGGACACACUGGGGGAACUGCCGUCCGAGGACCCGGGCCGAAAAGGAACUGCCUGCCGAGGGGGCGCGCCGAAGGAGCUGCCUGCCGCGCCGGCCCGAAAAGGGGCUGCCCCUUUCCGGGACCGCCGAAGGACUGCCUGCCGAGGACCGCCGAAGGGGGCUGCCUGCCCCAGGACCACCCUGGAAGCCCGUCCGAGGGGGGGCGCCCGAAGGAGCUGCCUUUUUCCGAGGGGGCCCCCGAAGGAGCUUCCUGCCAGGGGCCGCCGAAGGGAAAAUGGGCCCCGAGGGGACGCACCGGGAAGGGGGCUGCCCUUUUCCGAGGACACCCCGGGGGAGCUAA
Messenger RNA from Penaeus monodon (black tiger shrimp), 486 nucleotides. RefSeq names its product proline-rich proteoglycan 2-like. The record is from RefSeq and is a predicted model, not a curated record. Lineage: Eukaryota; Metazoa; Arthropoda; Malacostraca; Decapoda; Penaeidae. The transcript has a single exon. Bases 1 to 486 code for a protein of 161 amino acids.